GCAAACAUCCUCAGGGCCCGCUACCGUCUCGAACAGCAGGUCAGAACCAUGGCCACUGUACUUGAAAAGAAAGAGGGGUUCAAGAUUCCUGAUGGGGCCUGGCACAAUGUGAUUGCGCCCGAUGGACCUUAUCUUCCCAAGGCUGGACGAUAUCAUCUGUAUAUCGGACUCUUCUGUCCCUUUGCUCACCGCGCAAACCUCAUCCGUCAUCUGAAAGGCCUGACGGACAUGAUCGACAUUUCCAUCGUCAAGCCCUACCCCAAAGGCGACGAGAACGGUUGGCCAGGAUGGAAAUUCCCUACGUCGAACGAGGAGUACCCCAGUGCGACGGUAGACAAAAUCUUUGGCGAGGAUUACAUGCACAAGAUCUACUUCAGGGCGGAUAAAGACUACAAAGGACGGUACAGUGUGCCAGUCUUGUGGGACAAAGAGACAAACACGAUCGUAAACAACGAAUCCCAUGAGAUCCUCCGCUUCCUCAAUACCGCCUUCAACACCAUCCUCCCCGAUCCUUACGCCUCCAAAGACUUCUACCCAACCCAUCUCCGUUCCCGCAUCGAUGAGUUUAGCCAAUGGAUGCAACGUGACCUCAAUACAGGCGUCUACAAAGCCGGUUUUGCCAACGAUCAAGAAGCGUAUGAUAAAGCCGUCAUCGCACCCUUCGACGCUCUAAACGAACUCGAGAAGAUCAUCUCCGAGUCAGGAGGCCCGUAUAUCUUGGGCAAAGAGCUGACGGAGGUCGAUCUGAGACUGUACCCGACCCUGAUCCGUUUCGACACGGUGUACGUGCAGCACUUCAAGUGCAAUCUGGGCACGAUCAGACAUGAUUACCCGUGGCUGAACAACUGGAUGAGGAACUUGUAUUGGAACGUUGAGGGGUUCAAAGAGACCACGGAUUUUAAGCACAUCAAGGAGAACUACACGAAAAGCCAUUACGACAUCAAUCCAAAGGCUAUCACCCCGAUGGGUCCUAUUCCUGAUGUAGAGGAAGGAGUGGAGGACUGGUCCAGGCUGAGGGUUGGUGCGGUGAUGCUGCCGAACAGCACGCAGUGAUCGCUUGA
Saitoella complicata NRRL Y-17804 is the source of this 1061-nucleotide messenger RNA. RefSeq names its product glutathione S-transferase omega-like 2. The record is from RefSeq and is a predicted model, not a curated record. Gene Ontology annotation, cellular component: cytoplasm. Gene Ontology annotation, molecular function: glutathione transferase activity. The transcript has 5 exons. Bases 49 to 1053 code for a protein of 334 amino acids. Lineage: Eukaryota; Fungi; Ascomycota; Saitoellomycetes; Saitoellales; Saitoellaceae.